AUGGAUACGGGUCAGUAUCAGUACAAAGAUGAUCACUCGCGCCAACUGCAGCUUUGCAUCACAUCGUGGGUUCUCACGAGCCUGGCCACCUCGAUCGUCAUCGCGAAGCUCGUUACAACGGUCUUUGUCAACAAGACGCCGGGCUGGGAUGACUUGAUGAUCUUCGUCGCCAUGAUUGCAAGCCUUGUUACAACGUCCCUUAUUCAGGUUUCUAUCAACCUUGGCUUUGGGCGGCCAUGGAUGGCGGUGGCCGCUGAGGUCGGAGGGGCUCAAAAGUUUGUUCAAAUGGUCAAGCUGGACACAUAUGGAUAUCACAAAGCCUUUACGGUGAUUGCAUACAGUCUUCCGAAUGUCGCCAUCCUGAUCCUCAUCGAAAGACUGGCCGGUCGAACCAAAACCUUUUCUCGAAACUUUCUACGCAUCACAGUAGCCAUUCAAAUCAUCUUGGCUAUAGCCUCGGUGAUAUGCAAGUACGUCCAGUGCCGGGUGAUCGAAGCAUUGUGGCAGCUUUCCAGCGACGGCGAAUGCAAUAACAAGAUAUUCAACUACACCUUUUACGCCGCGAACUGCUUCACCAUCUUUACCGACAUAGUUCUUGCAAUUGUGCCGAUCCAUGCUUUCUGGAAACUGCAGAUGGGAUUGCAGAAGAAGCUCGAGGUUACAUUCUUGCUGGGCUUGACGUUUCUUUCAGCGAUAUUCACCACCAUGAAAGUUUACUACAUAUACAAAUUCUUUGAUGCCCAAGACUUUGGUCCUGGCGGUGUCGACUUGAAUUACGAUGUCGUGCCAGUGAUCACCUGGGCUACGGUUGAAAAAGAUGUCAUCAUCAUCGCAGCCUGUGUCCCAACAUUGUGGCCUCUUCUCCACGUUUUCAAAAGGAAGAGCCCGUUUCCAAGAGCACCCGGCAUCAACCACAGCGGGUCAACAGGCCAAAGCAGCAGUUCGAGGGGCCCGAAACACUGUCCCUCGAUUUCGGAGAUCCCGUUGGAUGACUUGGAAGCCGGGGCAUCCAGAAGAAGUGAGCCAAGUUUUGAAGCGAGUAGCAGCUUGGAGGAUUGGGAUGGGAGGCCGACUACGGGACGGUAUGAAUUAGGCUAG
Fusarium sp. VM40 is the source of this 1098-nucleotide messenger RNA. Lineage: Eukaryota; Fungi; Ascomycota; Sordariomycetes; Hypocreales; Nectriaceae. The record is from the annotation of a GenBank genome assembly.